UUUGGCAGGAGUGACCAGAAUAAAAACAGUAACACCAGACAUAGAAGAGAAAAAAGAGCAAUGAUCCAACGAACCAAAGGCUUUGCCCUUUUUAAUUACGUCGUGUCCAGUAUCAUUUCUUUCUCUCCUUCUUUUUUUUGAGACAUUUUUGAAGUGGUAAUUAGCUCUUGGAGAAUAAAACCAGCUGAUUUGGGGAGGGCCGGUGCAUUUUGGGGCGAGAUGGCUUGCAGGAGGGUUGCGUUGUUUCUUCUCGGUUUCUUCCUUACCACACAGCUGAGUCCUUCGCUGCAGGGAGGGGUGUACGUACCACAGGGUGGGGUCGGAGGAGGAGGACAAGGUGCUGGAGUUUACCCAGGAGGAUAUGGCGGAGGUGCUGGGACUCUAGGCACUGGUGGUCAGACAGGAGGUUAUGGGCUUGGAGGUUAUGGAGCUGGAGCUGGUGGAAAACCUCCUAAAACAGGUGCCUAUGGGGCUUAUGGUGCAUAUGGAGGGGCUGGAAGAUUCUUUCCUGGAGCUGGAGGCCUGAAACCAGCUAAGCCAGGUUUUGGUCUUCCAGGAGGAGGUCUACCUGGAGGAGGAGUUCUACCUGGAGUUGGUGCUGGUGGAAAACCCCCUAAAGGAGGGCCAGGUGUGGGGGGAACUGGUCCUGGUCUUCCAGUCAUUCCUCAGACCGGUUUACCAGGAUUGGGUCCUGGUGGGGUUGGACCAGGGGGAAAACCAGCGAAGGCUGGAAAAGCUCCAGUGCCAGGUGUAGGAGUACCUGGACUUGUUCCUGGACAAGGAUUCAAUGGGCGGGGACUUCUUCCUGGUGUAGCCACAGGAACCGGACUCAAGCCUAAAUCAGCUGCUGGUGGAGGGCAGGGUCUGGGGCCAGGUGCUGGAGGCCGUGGUCCACUGCAGCAAGGAGUGUUUCAUGGAUACCCUCUUAAAUCUCCCAAAGCCCCAGGUGCUGGGUCUCCUUACACAGGCGGCAAACUUCCAUUCGGUUAUGGUGGCUUUGGUGGAGGUGCUGGUGCUGGUGGAAAAGCUAAACCAGGUUAUCCCACAGGGACUGGUGUGGGGUCUCUAGGAGUCUCUGCUGCACAGGCCAAAGCAGCUAAAUAUGGUCCUGGAGCUGGUUUGGGUGGGGUUGGAGGUUUGCCGGGAGGUGCUGGUGGGCAAUACCCAGGUGCUGGUGGGCUUUACCCUGGUGCAGGAGGCGUGCUCACACCAGCUCAAGCCAAAGCAGCUAAAUAUGGUGUUGGUCCAGGCGCUACUGGAAUUGGUGGUGUAUCAGGCACAGGUGGACUGAUUCCUGGAGCAGGUACUGGUGGUAUUGUACCAGGAGCUGGAGGCGGCUACCCUGGAGGAGUCUAUCCUGGAACAGGAGGUCUUACACCAGCUCAAGCCAAAGCAGCUAAAUAUGGUGCCGGUCCUGGUGUUACUGGAAUUGGUGGUGUAUCAGGCACAGGUGGACUGAUUCCUGGAGCAGGUACUGGUGGAACUGGAGGCAUCUACCCUGGAGGAGUCUAUCCUGGAAUAGGAGGUCUUACACCAGCUCAAGCCAAAGCAGCUAAAUAUGGUGCCGGUCCUGGCGCUACUGGAAUUGGUGGUGUAUCAGGCACAGGUGGACUUAUUCCUGGAGCAGGUACUGGUGGGAUUGUACCUGGUACUGGAGCUGGAGGCGUCUAUCCUGGAGGAGUCUAUCCUGGAACAGGAGGUCUUACACCAGCUCAAGCCAAAGCAGCUAAAUAUGGUGCCGGUCCUGGUGCUACUGGAAUUGGUGGUGUACCAGGCACAGGUGGACUGAUUCCUGGAGCAGGUACUGGUGGGAUUGUACCUGGCACUGGUCUUGUGCCAGGAGCUGGAGGCUUCUAUCCUGGAGGCGUCUAUCCUGGAACAGGAGGUCUUACACCGGCUCAAGCCAAAGCAGCUAAAUACGGGGCCGGUCCUGGAAUUGGUGGUGUAUCAGGAACAGGUGGACUUGUUCCUGGAGCAGGUACUGGUGGGAUUGUACCUGGUUCUGGUAUUGUGCCAGGAGCUGGAGGCUUCUAUCCUGGAGGAGUCUAUCCUGGCACAGGAGGUCUUACACCGGCUCAAGCCAAAGCAGCCAAAUACGGUUUGGGUGGAGCAGGGGGUGCUGGAGUUGGAGGACUGUACCCUGGAGCAGGAGGAGUGGGAACAGGGGGCGGUGUCAUCCCAGGUUAUGGUUCUGUUACUGGGAUUGGAGGACUUCCUGGGGCUGGAGGACUAGGAGCUGGGGCCAAGCCUCCUAAAUAUGGAGUACCUGGAGGUGCUGGAGUUCCAGGAGGAGGCGCAGGAAGAGUACCAGGUGCUGUUCCAGGAGGAGUGCCAAUAACUGGAGGGGGAGGGUAUCCUGCUGGUGCUAAGGCUUUUAAAUAUGGUUUGGGUGGUGUUGGUGGUCUACCAGGAGGUGCAACUGGUGCCUUGCCUGGAUUUGGUGGAGCUGGUGGAGUCCCAGGUGGAGCUGGAAUAGGAACAGGAUAUCCCAUUGGAGGAUAUGGAACUGGGAUAAAACCACCUAAAUACGCAGGUGUUCCUGGAGUUGUCCCUGGCACCGUACCUGGAGGCGUACCUGGAGGGUAUCCAGCAGGAGUUAAACCUCCUAAAUAUGGAGGAGCAGGGACAGUGCCGGGAGCUGGAGGGGCACCAGUCAUUGGAGCUGGGACAGGAUUGGCACCAGGAGCUGGGAUUGGGGGAUAUCCUGGUGGAGUCAAACCUCCUAAAACUGGUGCUGAGAUCACUGGAGUCGGUCCUGGUGCGACACCUGGUGGUACUGGUGUGGUGGUCGUACCGGGCGGAACAGGGAUUGUUGUUCCUGGUGGUACUGGGAAACCAGCAAAGCUCCCAACCCUGGCUCCUGAGGGGACUGCUGUACCAGGACCGACGGCUAUUGUAGGAACUGGCAAGGCCCCUGAGCACAGUGCAACAGGAGUUGCUCAAGGUCCAUAUUACACUGGCGUUGGACAGUCUGGAAUUGGAACUGGUUUGUUACCUGGAGCCAAGCCGCUGAAACCCCCGGGUGUUGGAGGGACUGGUACUGUCGCAGGUGUAGGUGGAGUUGGUGGGGCUGGUCUCAUACCUGGAACAGGUGUGAGGUAUCCAGCAGGUGUUGGGUAUGGAACCGGUGGUGUCGGGACUGGUGGUAAACCACCCAAACCAGGCUAUGGCUCUUUGGGCACAGGAUAUGGACAGCCAGGUGGUGUAGUUCCAGGUUCAUAUGGUGGAUACCCACAGGCAUAUCCAGGGGGAUAUGGAGCAGGACUGACACAACAACAAGCCAAAGCAGCCAAAUAUGGAGGUGGACUGCCUGGAUUCCUGGGAGGAGGUUAUCUAGGUGGAGCGGGCUGUCAAGGAAAAUACUGCGGACGGAAAAGAAAAUAAACUCUCUUGAGACGUGAAUGACCUCAAGAAACAUGGUGCUACUGCAUGCUCUAGAAUGUACUUUACUCCAACAAACAAUCCCAUCAUGCACAAAUGUUACGUUUUGUACUGAUAGUAAAUAUUUUGAACAAAUCCAGAGUCCUGUAUGCUAAUACAACGUCUAGUGUUUUCUCACGAUUAUUCCAAUUCUCAUUGUUUAUGGCACAUUCAGUGUUUCAUAUUGUAGUUAUUGCAUAACUAGUUUUUUAGCGUUUUUAUUUUAGCUGGUAAGGGUGUUUUAAACACCAACCUCUUAUUUUCUGACAUUUAUGAAAACACCCAAAGCUCUUGUGUUCAGUUGCAUUGAUAGCUUAGCACUCCAUCUUCCGAAGCAAUGGCAAAUAUCUGCACAUCAUCCUUUUUUGUCUUUGCCAACACAUUUAAGGUACACAUUAAAGCGUCCUGUCAUACUGCUGAUGAAACUUUGGGUUGAACGAUUUCACAUCUGGCUUUAGUGUAGAGGUUUGCCUAUUACACUAAAUCUUUAAGAAGACAGCAUACUGUAAGCUUUCUGUUUAAUAUUCAUAAAUACAGCUACAAUUUACCAAAAUACUGUAUAAAGCCAAAAGCCUUAAUGCUCUCAAAAAUAGUUUUUUAUAGACAAAAAAAUAUAUGCAACACAUUGCAUCUUAAUGCAAUAUUUUUUUUUUAUUAGUGUUUAAUCUCUAUGUUCUCAAUUUUAUUAGAUGCCCCCCCUCCAUUUAGAUGAUUUAGGAGUGAUUCACAUCACAGUGUCUUUGGCUCGCAAAUAGACAAUUGAAAAUACUUCAACUUUUAAGAAUGCUCAGUCGAAAGUGCGUAGGAAAUGACAGGGGAAAGCAAUAUGUUUGCGUUUUCCCGCACGAUUUUAUAUUUGAAAUGUGAAACGCCCCUUGGGCUUUUCUGAAACAACUUCAUUAUUUAAGGUUCAAGCUCUGAAGUAUUAAAAAAAUCACCAGCCUAGAUCUCUUGAUUUAAAAUACUUCAUAAUUGCCAGCAGUUUUUUUUUUGUCGGCCAUAAUAUGCAUAUUAAAGAAAGAGAUCUUUACUAACAGACCACAGACAGUGACAGCUCGAUGGCAAUAUUCAUUUCUGCAUAUUGUGUUAAGUAUGAAGACGUUUGCUCUGAUUGUGCUAAAUAAUACGCAGAAAUGAACGAUGGCUACAUUGUGUUGGAUUGCUUAAACUUUUGUGCUCAUAUAAAUAGUUUUGGUGCCAGUCCAGAGAAUGAAAAAAAGCUAAAAUGACCAAAUCUGUAAAGCAGUAAUCAUAGAUAUGACUUGUACAUUAUGUAUGUUUACUUUGAACAUGGAAAACGGAAAAAGAUGUGCUUAUGUUGUUCCUCGGUCUGGAGAGGGAACAGGUGCUUCCAUUAUUUGACCAAGAAUGUGUUUUGUUAAUCAUUGUGUAUUCACAUAGAAUUAGUAUAUACAUACAUACAUACAUACAUACAUAUAUAUAUCUUAUGCUUAACGUAGGUUGGAUCAUUAAACAGCAGGUGCCAUGUUGUUUGUUUUGCACCAUUUAAACUUGACAUUUUGACCAGUUAUCAAGUACACAUGACAAUAACUUUUUUUUUGUUCGCUUUAAAUAACUAAUGCAUUUUAGUCACUGUGGAACUUGCAAAACUGUAUAAGAUAUUUUGAUAAGAUGUGGGAUGUGUGUGCAGUACAGUGUGUGUGUGAGUGUGUGUUAUGUGUGUUAUGCAUGUAAUGCUCUAUAAAGUGUUACAAAUCAUGUGCGUUCUUUUUCCCAAAAUGCCUCAAUCACCAAUGUAUUACUAAAUAUAAAAUGUCUCGUUUCGACAAAAUUUGGUUUAUGCUGUUUUCCAAACCAUCUAAAAGACACUUUAUCAUUUUUGCUUAUACCUGGUGCUGUAUUUGACCUGCCUGUGAGCCCUAUACCAGGUUUUGUCUAUUGUGUCGUGGUAUUUACAUCUUAUUUAAAUAAAGGGGCGGGCCGUUGCACUUUUCAAUGACCUACAUUCUUACCAGUUCCCGAAAAUCUUGGCAUUUUACCUGUUCUAGUGAAAAUAAAUAAAAUGUUUCAAAUAAAUAAAAAA
This is a messenger RNA of Paramisgurnus dabryanus, 5464 nucleotides long. RefSeq names its product elastin a (gene elna). Lineage: Eukaryota; Metazoa; Chordata; Actinopteri; Cypriniformes; Cobitidae. The record is from RefSeq and is a predicted model, not a curated record. Gene Ontology annotation, molecular function: extracellular matrix structural constituent.